GCGCCGAUCGCCUGCCCCCGGCCGCGGCCCGGCGCGCCCCGGCCGCGGCCCGGCGCGCGCCGCCGAUGGCCCUCGCCUCGAGGGGCGGCCCGCCGCGCGCAGGCACCAGCCUUGGGGGAGGCGGCCUCAGCGGCGUGCUGGCUCGCUCUGGGCCCUCAGGCCCCGGCCGCGCGGGGCGCCAGGCCGCUGGGAGGGUGCGGCAGGGCCUGGACGAGGAGCCAGCUCGAGGAGCUCAGGGAGGCCUUCAACCUGUUCGACACCGAGCACGCAGGCGCCAUUGACGCGCGGGAGCUGAAGGCGGCCCUGAGAGCCCUGGGCUUCGAGGUCAAGAAAGAAGACGUUCGACGAAUGUUGUCGGACAUCGGCAAGGACGACCCUGCCCAGCCCAUCGACUUCAACGAUUUCUGCGAGAUGAUGAAGGGAAGAAUGCCGGACAAGAACUCAAGGGCUGAAAUCGACAAGGUCUCAGUGCCGCCUCGCCCGGACGAGACGGGCAAGAUCUCGUUCCGGAACCUCAAGCGCAUAGCCCAGGAGCUCGGGGAGAGCCUCACCGACGAGGACCGGAAAUGCAGGAGAUGA
Prorocentrum cordatum is the source of this 579-nucleotide messenger RNA. Lineage: Eukaryota; Dinophyceae; Prorocentrales; Prorocentraceae. The record is from the annotation of a GenBank genome assembly.